This is a messenger RNA of Musa acuminata subsp. malaccensis (wild Malaysian banana), 855 nucleotides long. The record is from RefSeq and is a predicted model, not a curated record. NCBI's taxonomy places the organism in Eukaryota, Viridiplantae, Streptophyta, Magnoliopsida, Zingiberales, Musaceae.
UCUCUCAUCCUUCUUUAUAAACCUCACCCUACCUUCUCUUUCUCCAUUCCACCAUCUCUUCUCUGAUACGCCGAGAAGAAAACGAGGAAUCAUCCCUGCAAUCUGGUCCUCCGCCAUGAAGCCAGCAGUCAUCUUCCUGUGCCUGUUCUUGUCUGCGUUGCACCACUGCGCGGCGCAGAGCUGUGUCAACGACACGUUCUCCGGCGACAAGCUGUACGCCUCCUGCAGCUCUCUCCCCUACCUCAAUGCCUCCCUCCACUGGAACUACCACCCUUCCAAUGGCACGGUCGACGUCGCCUACCGCGCGCUGCAGACCUCCGACGGCUGGGUCGCGUGGGCCAUCAACCCGGACGGCUCCGGCAUGAUCGGAGCCAACGCCUUCCUGGCCUUCCCGGGCUCUAACGGCGCCGUGACCGUGUACACCACCCAGUUCUCUAGUUACGGUGUGCAGCCGAGCGAUGUCAAGGAUGAGAACUUGACCUUCGCGGUGUACAGCAGGGAGAGCGAGUACUCCGAUGGGUAUUACACCAUUUACGCGACGCUGGAGCUACCAAGAAACGACACCAAACAGAACACGGUGUGGCAGGCGUCGACGACGUUCUCCGACGGGGUUCCUUACGGUCACCCUUCUGGGGAUCACUACCUUUCGAAGACCAGUCUCGAUUUCCUCACCGGCCAGCUGGAGUAGGAAUCUCAUGAUAUAUAUAUACUAAAUGGAUUAGAAUUUAUGUUUGGAGAAGAUUUAGUGGUUAAAUAUUAUGAUUCCUCCUUAAAAGUUUAGCUAAGAAUAAUUUGUAAGAGCAGGCAGACUCUUCAGAUACUACUUUACAUAAUGAAGUCUUUUGUUUUUGUUUU